AGUUCUCUCCAUAAACCCUCUUCUAUUAAGUAUUCCUUCUUUUCCCUCAGCCUUCGUCUUCUCCAAAAACCCUUCUUUUCUGCACCGUCUACAGCAGAAUUUGCAAAGAUGAAUUUCAACAACAUGAAGGUCCCCAAGGUUCCUGGUGGUGGUGCGGCUUCUGCCUUGAUUAAGUUGGGACUUGUUGCUGGGCUUGGCGUGUAUGGAGUUGCUAACAGUCUCUACAAUGUUGAGGGAGGGCAUAGGGCCAUUGUCUUCAAUCGUGUAGUUGGUGUUAAGGAUAAGGUCUAUCCUGAAGGCACACAUUUGAUGAUCCCAUGGUUUGAGAGGCCAACCAUCUAUGAUGUUCGUGCGCGACCUAAUUUAGUUGAGAGUACAUCAGGUAGCCGUGACCUGCAAAUGGUGAAAAUUGGUCUUCGAGUGCUCACUCGUCCAGAGGCAGAUCAGUUGCCUACUAUUUAUCGAACCCUUGGUGAGAAUUUUAACGAAAGAGUCCUACCUUCUAUAAUUCAUGAAACAUUGAAAGCUGUGGUUGCCCAAUACAAUGCUAGCCAGCUCAUCACCCAGAGAGAGGCUGUCAGUAGGGAGAUACGGAAAGUUUUGACAGAAAGAGCAGCCCAGUUCAACAUUGCUCUGGAUGAUGUGUCGAUCACAAGCCUGACUUUUGGGAAAGAAUUCACAGCUGCAAUUGAAGCUAAACAGGUUGCUGCACAAGAAGCCGAGAGGGCCAAGUUUGUUGUGGAAAAGGCUGAGCAAGACAAGCGAAGCGCAAUUAUCAGAGCACAGGGUGAGGCUAAGAGUGCUCAGCUGAUCGGUGAAGCAAUCUCAAACAAUCCAGCCUUCAUCUCACUGAGGAGAAUUGAAGCAGCAAGAGAAAUUGCAAGCAUCCUCUCUCAUUCUAACAACAAGGUCUAUCUGAGCUCAGACGAUCUCUUGCUAAAUCUGCACGACAUGAAGUUGAGCACAGGGAAGAAGUAACCCUUAAAAUUUAACGUGUUUUGGGAUCCAAUUUAGAUCGAAGCACCCAUUCUGAAAUUAUGUGAAAGACAGCAGGGUUUUCACUGUGACAUAUGAGUGGUACCUACUCUUCUUGAAACCUUCAGAAUUGGUAAAUCAUUUAAAGUUUGAGUAGUUACUUGCGGUGGUAGAGACAAAAGGGAACUCUUUUGAGAUGAUGUGAAGUGAGCAAGUCAAUUUCAGUAGUUUGCUAUACAUUUUGCAAAUCUUCCUUCCCUUUUUUUUUGGCUUGAAUUGCUUCUGUCAAAAGCAUUUGACCAAAAUAAAAGAAAACUAUGUCCAUUUCUCCCC
Molecule: messenger RNA, 1308 nt
Organism: Coffea arabica (coffee)
Lineage: Eukaryota; Viridiplantae; Streptophyta; Magnoliopsida; Gentianales; Rubiaceae
Product: prohibitin-1, mitochondrial
Biological process (GO): mitochondrion organization
Cellular component (GO): mitochondrion; membrane
Source: RefSeq, a predicted model, not a curated record